AUGGGUGUAUAUGUAUUCAAAUAAGCAUCUCAUGAAUCGUAUUUUUAUUUUCGAUGGAAUCUGUUUUCUUCCAACGGCAGUAAAUAAUCUAUUUGGAUCGUGAGUGCACACAGAAAAUCAGUUCGAGUGCGAUAACGGAAGCCAGGAAGAUAGUUAUUUGUGUACACAGUGUAUCUUGCCAUUUGCCUGUAGUGAAAGAUGUACAAUCCGAAUAACACUAGGCCACACCGAUCAAGAUCUGGUUUGAAAAUGGAAUGGUCAUGGUUGCGAGAUUGGUGGCGGUUGAAGAGACCACGACGAAAGUUUAGACAUAACAGAAAUGAUGUUAAGGAAGAAUCCAGUGGUAGUAAGGAAUUCGUAACUGAAGCUGAUGGCGAGCUGGAGUUUUCUGAUGCCCAUGGAUAUGGAGAUGGUCAAGACGAGAACUAUUUCUAUGAUGACACAGGGCAGGAUGAUUUCAUCUGUUACUGUGACGAAUGUAUGAAUGGAGAUCUCGAGUCUACCGAUGGUCUCGAUUCGGACGAUUCAUCCGCCUCCGGAAAGCAGGUUGUUGUGGCAGUUUGCGCAAUGGCGAAAAAAUCACAAUCCAAGCCCAUGAAAGAGAUACUGACUCGCCUACAGGAAUUCGAAUUUAUACGCAUGAUCGUACUCAGCGAGGAGAUUAUCCUGAAAGAACCGGUUGAGAAUUGGCCUAUAUGUGAUUGUUUAAUUUCAUUCCAUUCGAAAGGCUUUCCACUGGAGAAGGCUAUUCAGUAUGCACAUUUACGUCAACCGUACGUCAUCAACAAUUUACAUAUGCAGUUUGACAUACAGGAUCGGAGGCGUGUGUAUUCUAUACUAGAAAAGGAAGGAAUUGAGAUUCCACGAUACGCCGUUCUUGAUAGGGAUUCGUCGGAUCCGAAGCACCAUGAACUAGUAGAAUCCGAGGAUCACGUGGAGGUGAAUGGAAUCAUCUUUAAUAAACCUUUCGUGGAAAAGCCAGUGUCCGCUGAAGAUCACAAUAUAUACAUAUAUUACCCUACCUCCGCUGGUGGAGGCAGCCAACGGUUAUUCCGAAAGAUUGGUAGCCGAAGUAGUGUAUACUCGCCGGAGUCUCGAGUUCGUAAGACGGGUUCGUUCAUUUAUGAAGAUUUCAUGCCGACCGAUGGCACCGACGUUAAAGUGUAUACUGUUGGUCCCGAUUAUGCUCAUGCUGAGGCAAGGAAAAGUCCAGCUCUCGAUGGGAAGGUUGAACGUGAUAGUGAUGGCAAGGAGAUUCGCUAUCCGGUUAUUUUGAACAACGCGGAAAAGUUGAUUUCCCGCAAGGUUUGCCUCGCUUUUAAACAAACGGUUUGCGGAUUUGAUUUACUGCGAGCUAACGGAAAGUCUUUUGUCUGUGAUGUCAACGGGUUUAGCUUUGUUAAAAACUCUAACAAAUAUUAUGAUGAUUGUGCAAGAAUAAUGGGAAACAUGAUAUUGCGAGAACUGGCGCCAACAUUGCACAUACCAUGGUCUGUUCCGUUUCAGCUAGAUGAUCCCCCGAUUGUACCCACUACAUUCGGUAAAAUGAUGGAGCUUCGAUGUGUUACCGCUGUUAUACGCCAUGGUGAUCGAACACCGAAGCAAAAAAUGAAAGUGGAAGUAAGGCAUCCAAAAUUUUUCGAAAUAUUUGAAAAAUAUGAUGGGUACAAGUAUGGUCACAUUAAACUGAAGAGACCCAAACAGCUACAAGAAAUAUUAGAUAUUGCUCGAUCGUUGCUUGCUGAAAUACAAACCAAGGCAGCAGACUCGGAAAUUGAAGAAAAGCAGAGCAAGUUGGAACAAUUGAAAAGCGUACUGGAAAUGUAUGGUCACUUUUCCGGUAUUAAUCGUAAAGUACAAAUGAAAUAUCAGCCAAAAGGACGUCCCCGUGGAUCAAGCUCUGACGAUGGUAAACAACAUUCUAAUGCUCCGAAGGAACCUUCUCUGGUUCUCAUAUUGAAAUGGGGCGGAGAGCUAACCCCAGCCGGACGGAUUCAAGCCGAAGAAUUGGGGAGGAUCUUUCGUUGUAUGUAUCCAGGUGGUCAAAGUCGAGAUGGAAAGGAAGGUCUUGGAGCACAAGGUUUGGGUUUGCUGAGGCUACAUUCAACGUUUCGCCAUGACUUGAAGAUCUACGCAUCAGAUGAAGGACGAGUUCAAAUGACAGCAGCGGCAUUUGCAAAAGGAUUGCUGGCACUAGAAGGAGAACUGACGCCGAUUCUAGUUCAGAUGGUGAAGAGCGCAAAUACCAAUGGGUUGUUAGAUAAUGAUUGCGAUUCGAGCAAAUAUCAAAAUAUGGCCAAAUCACGACUACAUGAACUAAUGCAAAUCGAUCGUGAGUUUACAAUCGAAGACCGUAUCGCGAUAAAUCCAGGUAACGUAAUUAGUAUCAACCUAGCUAUGGAUUUUGUUAAAAAUCCAGUGAAAUGUUGUGCGCAUGUCCACUCGCUUAUACAAUCAUUACUAAACGUGGUAGCCAUUAAAAGAGAUGAUCCAAAAACUAGAGAAGCUGUGCUUUAUCAUGGUGAAACGUGGGAGUUGAUGGGUCGUCGAUGGGGCAAAAUUGAAAAAGAUUUCUGUACGAAAAGUAAAGACUUUGACAUUUCGAAAAUUCCAGACAUAUACGAUUGCAUUAAGUACGAUCUGCAGCAUAAUCAGCAUACGCUUCAGUUCGAUUUGGCCGAAGAAUUAUACAUAUACGCUAAAUAUUUGGCAGACGUUGUGAUACCCCAGGAGUAUGGGUUAACAGUACAGGAAAAGUUGACAAUCGGGCAGGGCAUUUGCACGCCAUUAUUGAAAAAGAUCCGUGCUGAUUUACAGAGAAAUAUAGAAGAAGCUGGUGAUGAAAGUGUCAAUCGGUUGAAUCCUCGAUAUAGUCACGGUGUGUCAAGCCCUGGAAGACAUGUCCGGACAAGACUUUAUUUUACCAGUGAAAGUCAUGUGCAUUCACUUUUGACAGUACUACGCCAUGGUGGUCUGUUGAAUAUAUUGACUGAUGAACAGUGGCGCCGAGCUAUGGAGUAUGUUUCUAUGGUAUCAGAACUGAACUAUAUGUCGCAAAUUGUGAUAAUGCUAUAUGAAGACCCUACGAAGGAUCCUUGCUCAGAAGAACGGUUCCAUGUAGAAUUGCACUUCAGUCCUGGUGUGAAUUGUUGUGUGCAAAAGAAUUUACCUCCAGGGCCAGGGUUCAGGCCUCACAGCCGCAAUGAUUCAGUAACAUCAAAAAAUGCAAGUGGUGAUGAAGAAAGCACAUCGCGUAUCGACGAAGAAAACGAUACCGAGGAAGAAAAUUCUCACGAAUCUGGACAAACGCUUCCUAAAGAUAGUUUCUUUACAGAUGCCACGCGAAACAAAGAAAAAAAGAUACGCAAAAUUAAAUCUUCAGAGCCGAUACCCAUUGGUUCUUGUCAUACAGUAGCAGGGCACGAGGCCAUGGAUCUAGCUAAACGACUAAGCGAAGAGCUAGCGGCACAGCAAGUAUCUGGUCAAAGACCACUUAGUCCAGACGAACCACGUGCUUCUCGGUCCUUUGAGCAUGGUAAACAUGGUCGCACCAAAGGUGAAACGCUGUCUGUCACUUUGCAAUUCAAUUCUUACUGUAAAUCGGCAACAAACGAAACGUCUCUCUCUUCAAUAGACUUUUUUCAAACAAUCAAAGAACCAGAUAACCAAUUGUUCCUCAUUGGUACUCAGGUGUCAUCCACAAAUAGAUAUGACAAUCGUUGUCUUGAUGCAACGGUUGUAACGGACGAAAGACCUUUAUCUCGUCAAUGCUUGUUCAUGCAAGAGUCUAAUUCAUGCGACUCAAUCAGUGAAUUUACGCCUAACUUGGCGGACCAAGAGCUCUAUGUUUCUUCAUUUUCUGACACGAAUUCUGAAACGUCUCGAUAUUACAGUGCCUGUCACGAUUUAGACCCCUUUCACUACAAGUAUCCAUUAAGCAAUAGAGCUCGCUCUUACACAUUUUCCAAUGAUCCAGAAAAGGAUAAUUUGCUUGUUCCGUUCAAUGAGUGCAGUUGCAACUCAAUACUCUAUUUAUCUCUUCCUCUUAUUAGCAGAAGCUUCAAUGAUUUGGAAUCUUUGACAGACGCCGAAACGCCACGUAUUAUCCAGAAUGAUUCCAGCACUACCCUAUUUUUUCGUGUUAAAUCCUUAGAUCGCAGUCCUAACUCCUUGACCCAAUCCCAGUUGUUCACUGAUUCUUCACCCAUCCAACUAAAACCAAAAUUAACCACUGAGCCACAGAUUACUUAUCGAGGUUCCAGUGAUCUUACUGUACCCAAAAUGGACUUCACGAAACGGACUAACAAUACUGGGGAAACAAUCACUUUCAUUUCCCUAACAACUCCGCCGCCAAAUGAAAGUAUGACUGACUCAGACAUGGGCUUUACAACUUUGUUGAACAAGAUUUUUCCGGUUAAAUCCUAUAAUAAUGUCACCAUGGCUGCUAGUUGUAGUGAUAAUCAAACCCUUACCGCUGUUAAUUCUACCAUAACUAACAGCAGUAACAGUAACCUUUCACCUAACUGUAAACCUCACUGUUCGAAAUUCGUCAAAUCAUAUACGACAGACAGCAGUACAAAUCCGUCCGGUAGCGGUAAUGUUGCCGUUGGUGGUGGGCACGGCUGUGCAGUUUCGUCCUCUCAUGGUUCAUCUCAUUCGUCUACUGGCGGCACAGCUGUAAGACGUCAACGACACAGCAUUGCCGGCCAGAUGAGCUACUUUAAGAUGCUAGGUGGCUUCGGUAAGAAGAUGGCAACCAGCACAAACAGUUUGUUCAGCACCGCGGUAAUCAGUGGAAGUUCAUCAGCUCCGAAUCUUCGCGACAUGAUUCCGAAUACGGCGUCACCCUCAGGAUUUGGUGGUGUGCCUCCGAUUCGUCCACUCGAGACGCUCCAUAAUGCACUCUCUCUGCGGCAGUUGGAUCAUUUUCUGGAGAAAAUGACCACCGGACCACUGUUCAAGACGCCAGCAUCGUCUCCCCCGAAAUAUCCGUCGACACCACUUCCGACCCCGACACCGAGCCCAGCGGUGCCCGACCGACCAGUAUUGCCUCUGGCGAAUUGGAGUGGCCAAUCGAGUAUGACUAGUAGUAUCAGCGCCAUAUCCAGCGGUGGACCAUCAUCUCCAAAUUAUAGCGAUCUCUUCUCUCGUGGCUGUCCGAGUAGCGACAUGUCGGCCAGCAUUACAAGUACGGAUGGAAGCAUCGCACUAGUAGCGGGAGGAGGCAACCGAGACAAUUUGCCGCAAAUUUUCCCUAUUAUCGAUAACGAUCUGAACGUAUUGGGAUCGCACUUCAACUAUGAUCAGUUAGCUGCUAGCAUUAGUUUGGAAAGUCCAGCUAAAAUUCCACCUGUUAGCAAAGAUGCCACUCUUGAUAUCAGCGGGGAUCUAACUCCUAUCAGCACCUGUUCAGAUUGGGAAUUCAACACCAAUGAUGCUACGAGGGGUUCUACAAAUACCAACUAUGAUUUGACCAAUGAGGAGGAUGACGAAGAUGCUACAAUUUCAACCGACACGUGCUUGAGUACAGGAGACCUAGCAGUAACUAGCGCAAGCGACGAUACAGAGACAAUAGCAAAUCUUAACCUAACCUUAGGGUCAACUAAUAGUGGAAAACAGCUUCAAAAGGAGUUCUUGUUCGAUAUAAAAAAUGUCCGACAUGAGCUAAGCAACUUAAAAAGUGACAUUCCUCCCCCUCCAGCUUCAGCACCACCAACCGGUCCAGGACCAUUUUCAGGUGGAGCAAUACCAAAGAUAGAAAACCAACAUCGUAGUAAUCGCAUCCAGAAACAAAUAAGUUUGUAUGAGAAAGAUUCUCGAACAGAAGCGAAGAAUUUUUCCCACGAAUCGCAUAAGUUUACUGAUCGCGCUUCCGGAGUUUUGAAGCACGCUAAUUCUUACGAGCAACAGCCCAACCGGAUGCAUAUGUCUUUUGAUGAACUGCAGAAAGAUAUUCCAAAUAUUGAAAAAAACUUAGCUAGUAAGUUUGAAUUAGAACCAGAAAAAUGUUCGAAGACUAAUAAAUGCAUGGUUGCCCGUUUGAACAAUGCGCCUACUCCGGGAGCAUUGGUGAUACGAGAGAGCUUUAUUGAACCUCCACGUAUCACAAGGGUUACCAAAAGUUUUCAUGGCAAAACCGACUAUCAUCAAUUGCAAAUCAAUGAUAUUGCAAGAAGAGCUAGUGACGUUGUAAGGCCAUCGUCUUCAGCACUGGUUCUUCCACCUGUGACAGUACCACAGUCAUGUGGGCACGAUUUAGCUAAUAAAUAUAACAAGAAUAAAGUGAGACAGGAUAUAAGUACUGCUUCUAGUGAAGCAACCAAUCGAAUCGGAUCAGGCAGAUUUACGACGUCAAUUGUACAGGAGACAACAGGUGUUACAGAAAAUGUGAAUCAAACUGAGACAAGAGUCGUGACAAACAUUGUGCAGUCAGAGGAAGACGCAAACGAUGCAAGUUUCAGUGGUGCUAGGGAAUUUGGAAAGAAAUGAGGAUAACCGAUACGGCAAACAGAGCUACAGCAACAUUACUAAGAGUAUUAUAUGUUUGUUAAAUUAGAAUAUUAAAUUAAAAAGAUACUAUUUCGUUUCAUAAGUUUACAAA
Molecule: messenger RNA, 6601 nt
Organism: Topomyia yanbarensis
Lineage: Eukaryota; Metazoa; Arthropoda; Insecta; Diptera; Culicidae
Product: inositol hexakisphosphate and diphosphoinositol-pentakisphosphate kinase
Exons: 15
Coding region: 199-6489 (2096 amino acids)
Biological process (GO): inositol metabolic process; inositol phosphate biosynthetic process
Cellular component (GO): cytosol
Molecular function (GO): inositol hexakisphosphate kinase activity; 5-diphosphoinositol pentakisphosphate 1-kinase activity; diphosphoinositol pentakisphosphate kinase activity
Source: RefSeq, a predicted model, not a curated record